AUGUUGGACAAGGCAUGGGUGCAUCUAUGCAGAGCUGAUCCUGGUUAUAAAAGUGGAGCUUGGAAAUUUGUAAGGGAUGUGUCUGCGGCUUUAGGUGACAUAGAAAUGAUAAUAUGUCCUUGUAAAGACUGUCGUAAUGUAGUACGACAGUUAAACAGUGUUGUGGUUGAGCAUCUUGUAAUAAGAGGGAUGGAUGAGGCAUACAAGGUGCAUAGUGAUUGGUAUCAUCAUGGAGAUGUGAAGUCAGUAGAUGAAUUUCAAAGUAAACCAACUCAGUGGAAUGAGGAAGUUUUUGAGUUAUAUAAAGCUGCUGAAUUUUUUGAUCAAGAGUUGGCUUUUAGAGGUGACUUAGCUGACCAACCUGUGGGCGACUUAAGUGAGAUUGCAGAGGGUGAGGACCAACAAGAGGAUGAGUUCCUUGCAAAGAUCCGGGAUGCUGAAACCCCACUAUACCCUAGCUGUUCAAACCACAGCAAGUUAUCGGCUAUUGUGACUUUGUUUAGGAUUAAGACACAUAAUGGCUGGUCGGAUAAGAGCUUCAAUGAACUGCUUCAGACAUUGCCAAGCAUGUUGCCAGAUGGUAAUGUCUUUCACACAUCAUUGUAUGAUGUCAAGAAAUUUUUAAAGAGCUUUCAUAUGGGAUAUGAAAAGAUCGACGCAUGUGUUAAUGAUUGCUGCCUCUUCAGAAAGAAGUUAAAGAAGCUUGAUAAAUGUCCCAAAUGUAAUGCUUCACGGUGGAAGACUAAUAAGCGGACUAAUGAGGUAAAGAAAGGUGUCCCACAGAAAGUAUUAAGAUAUUUUCCAAUUAUACCAAGGCUGAAGAGAAUGUUCAGAUCAGAGGACAUGGCUAAGGACUUACGGUGGCAUUACACUAACAAGAGCACUGAUGGAAAACUUCGACAUCCAGUAGAUUCUGUUACAUGGGCUCAGAUGAAUGAGAAGUAUCCUUCAUUUGCAGCUGAAGAAAGGAACAUACGGCCUCGGCUGUCCAUAAAUGGAUUUAAUCCAUUCAACAUGAAGAAUAGUAAUUAUAGUAGCUGGCAUGUGCUUUUGGUAAACUACAAUUUGCCUCCUCACCUUUGUAUGAAGAAGGAGAAUAUAAUGUUGACAUUAUUGAUUCCUAGUCCACAACAAUCAGGUAAUAAUAUUGAUGUCUACCUAGAACCUCUUAUUGAGGAUUUGAAUCAUCUGUCGAAGAAUGGAGAGCUAACGUAUGAUGCUUUUAGUAAAAGUACAUUUACUCUAAAGGCAAUGCUUCUCUGGACCAUUAGUGAUUUCCCUGCGUAUGGAAACCUUGCUGGUUGUAAAGUAAAAGGUAAAAUGGGAUGUCCUAUGUGUGGGAAAAAUACUGAUAGUAUGUGGUUGAAGUUUAGCAGGAAACAUGUCUACAUGUAUAAUAGAAAAUGUUUAGCUCCAACACACAAAUAUAGGGAAAAGAAGACUUGGUUUGAUGGAAAAGUUGAGCAUAGGAGAAAGUCAAGAAUUUUAACUGGUCAUGAAGUUCAUCAGAAUCUGAAAAACUUCCAAAAUAAUUUUGGAAAUGUGAAAAAGGUUGGGAUGAAGAGAAAGAGAACUGUCUAUAAAGAACUAGUGUUUGACAGUGAUGAUGAUGAAAAAAAGAAUGUGACUCACAGCAUUGUAUCCACAUUGUUGCAUUGUGGAAAAUCUAAGGAUGGUCUUAAUGCUCGUAAGGAUCUUCAACAUCUUGGUCCAGAUGGAUACUGUUCUAAUAUUUCAAGAGGAGUUUCAGUAGAAGAGUGUAAGGUAGGAGGUCUGAAAUCACAUGAUUAUCAUGUCUUGAUGCAACAGCUUCUCCCGGUUGCACUUAGAGGAUUGUUACCAAAAGGUCCUAGAACAGCAAUACUACGGCUAUGCGCAUUCUUCAAUCAUUUGUGUCAGAGAGUUAUUGAUAUUGAGGUUAUUACAGUAUUGGAAGCUGAAAUUGUAGAAACGCUUUGUAUGUUUGAAAGGUUUUUCCCUCCAACCUUCUUUGAUAUCAUGGUACACUUGACUGUUCAUCUAGGAAGAGAAGCUAGACUAGGAGGACCUGUGCAUUUUAGGUGGAUGUACCCAUUUGAGAGGUAUAUGAAAGUUCUAAAAGAUUUUGUAAGAAAUCCUGCAAGACCAGAGGGUUGUAUAGCAGAGUCAUAUCUUGCAGAAGAAAGCAUGCUGUUUUGUAAUGAGUUUCUGAAAAAGACAACCAAUGUAGAAGAAAAACCUGAGAGGAAUGUAGAGUAUGUGAACAGCUCUAUAUUAGAAGGUCGUCCAAUAUCAGCAGGAACUUCAUUCACUCUUACUGAAAUGGAGAAGAAUAUAGCCCAUCUUGCUGUCAUUCAAAAUACAGCUGCCUUUGAUCAUUAUGUGGAUAUGCAUUUACAAUAUCUACAAGACUCAAAUCCAAGGUGCAGACGUGAUGCAACAUUUUUAUGGUCUAUGCAUGCUAAGAAUUUUGCAGCUUGGUUAAAAGGACAGAUAUCUAUUACUUCUGAUGGACGUGAAGACAUAGUUAAAUGGCUAGCAUAUGGUCCACGGUGUACUGCAAGGUCCUAUACUGGUUAUAAAGUUAAUGGACAACGUUUUCACACAUACUCACUUGAAAGGCAGAGUCAGAACAGUGGUGUUUAUUAUGAGGCAACGGCUAUGUGUAGAUCUAGUGCUAAGGAUACUUCACAAGUAGUUGAUUUGGUGUCAUAUUAUGGGAGAAUUACUGACAUCAUAUUGUUGGACUACCAUGUGUUCUAUGUGCCGAUAUUUAGAUGUAACUGGGCAGUAAAAGGUAAUGGAGUUAAAGUGGAAGAUGGGUUCACACUUGUUAACUUAAAUCAGAGCCAAGUAAGCUUUCAGAAGGAUCCGUAUAUUCUAGCAUCUCAAGCAAAGCAAGUAUUUUAUUCAAGUGAAGAUGGAUCAAGUUGGUCUGUUGUUAUGAGAGGUGCUUCAAGAAGAUAUAGUAAAGAAGAUGUUCAGUCUGGAAAUGCAGAUAUAAUUGGUCCAUUGCCAGUAGAUGUUGACAUGGAUACUGAAAUGGAUGAAGCUGAAUAUGCUAGAUCUGAUUGUGAAGGCAUAUAUGUGCAAGAGUAG
Molecule: messenger RNA, 3078 nt
Organism: Camelina sativa (false flax)
Lineage: Eukaryota; Viridiplantae; Streptophyta; Magnoliopsida; Brassicales; Brassicaceae
Source: RefSeq, a predicted model, not a curated record